AUGUCCUCAUCAGGUUUAGAGCUGAAGCCGGGGCCGUCCACUGCGAGAUAUCGUAGUCCUGUUUCGGAAGGGACUCGGAAUUCGUCAAUAGAUCGGACGGAAUUGGAGCUGCUCCUCAUGAAUGAGGUCCGUGCGGCAGUUGAGACCAGUGACGAUGAGACUCUGGAAGAAAAGGUUCUGGAAAAGCUGGACGUCUUCCUGAAGAGUCUGGAAGCUAAACUCGACAGGUUCGAGAAUUAUUUCGUGAGAAAUCCCAAGUUGCCUGACAACCGUGGAAACAUCGAAGACCUUUACAAGGGCUUAUUGUCCGUUAAAAGCUCACUACUCAAAGUGUCGAAUCUGGAGAGUCUUUCAAGCGUAUUUGACGAUUAUUAUGGAAGUCUGCUUCCGUCCGGAUUGAACACCCAAAAUAUCCACGAGAAGGCUCUGAUGGGACUGCAUUACCUGGAUGCCAAAAUGGACCAAGUGGAAAAAAGCCUCAACAUAGGUCCAAGUCCAGCAGAGAAGCUGACCGGGCUCAAGACCAAAAUUUACAACUACGAGACUGCUGUGCGUGUGGGGGCUGAGCGACUGCUGCACUGCUAUGAACUUCCAUUCCAAUGGAGAGAAAACAAGUUCAUCAUCUAUGGUUACAGGUUCAACCACAAACAUGUCCAUGCCGCAAAAUCGUUCUGUGGACUUCACAAUGAGACGACAAACAUCUGGACUCACGUGCUGGGCGCGAUUUUGGUGGGAUAUCUUGCAUUGGUACACUUUCCUUCGACAACGGUCUAUGCCAGGAGCACCACUCUUGAUCUGUGCAUUGUCUACCUGUUUUUCGGUGCUGCCAUCAAGUGUCUUCUUUCGUCAAUCAUAUGGCAUACCUUUAAUGGUAUUGCCAAUCUGGACCAGAGGCUGAGAUUUGCGUGCGUUGACUAUGCUGGAAUUACGGUGUUAAUCACCGCUUCUGUCAUCACCACAGAACACUUGGCUCUGUACUACCAUGUCAUUCCCAGAACCAUCUUCAUCACCUUCUCCAGUCUUGCAGGUGUGUUUGGCGUUUGGUUCACGUGGUCUCCAUACUUUGACAAGCCUGAGUGUCGUACGCUACGGAUCCUUUUUUUCGUUUCGUUGGCAGGUCUGGGGUUUGCUUCGUUUGGAUUCCUUUGCUACUUCAAGGGCGUGGGACAUGCUACCCAUUUCUACUCGCCAAUACUGAAAAGUUUGGUUUGGUACGCAGUUGGUGUUUUGUUCUACGGUCUUCUCAUUCCAGAGAGAUGGAGAUCGGACGUAGAGAUUGAACAAUUCGAGAUCAACGAAGAGACUGUGAAGCAAUUGGAAGAAGCCGGCACCCUUGAUGACUACUUCAAGAAAAGUCCUAAGCACACCGAACAUAGUUCAAAGUUUUUAUCCCUUUGGUGGGUUGAUUAUAUUCUGGCAUCGCACAAUAUCUGGCAUCUAUUCGUCCUGGGCGGGAUAUUAGGCCAUUAUGCUGCAGUCUUAGACAUGUCUGCGACUGUGGCCAUGAACGAAUGA
This is a messenger RNA of Kuraishia capsulata CBS 1993, 1515 nucleotides long. RefSeq lists its product as uncharacterized. Gene Ontology annotation, molecular function: signaling receptor activity. Gene Ontology annotation, cellular component: membrane. The record is from RefSeq and is a predicted model, not a curated record. The transcript has a single exon. Bases 1 to 1515 code for a protein of 504 amino acids. Lineage: Eukaryota; Fungi; Ascomycota; Pichiomycetes; Pichiales; Pichiaceae.